CACCCCAGCUCCUGAUCCUGAUCCUUCAAUUGGAAUGGUAGCCCAUUCUACCAACAAGCCAUUCGAUUAGAUCUCUGAUCGUCCCUUGAUUUUUGCAGAGGGUUGAUCAUUCUUUUGUUUCUGAUCGAAUCAAAAUCCGAAUUCCGAAGAAUGCCGCCUCCCAAUUGUCUCCUCCAUGUCGAGGACACCUUUGGACCCAUCGUCAAGGAAUGCGGGUCUAAUUUCGACUUCACUUUGUUGUUUGAAGAGACGAUUCUUUGUAUUAUUCCUCUUUGUGUUGCUAUUUGUAUUUCUGUCUUUCGAAUUACGCGACUUUGGAGAAAGCCGGUGAUAUUCAAGGGUUGUUUCAUAUUGCCGUUGAAGUUGAUCGCAUGGACAUUAGUACUUGGAUCGCAAACGAGUCUCGUCGCCCUUCUCUCGAUCCGAGAUGAAACCCGAACCAGAGCCAGUAUUGCCGCGGGAAGUAUUGGCAUACUCGGCUCCGCGAUACUAGCAUGUCUAUCCUUUCUGGAGCACCAGCGCGCGGUACGCACCUCAUCCAUCUUGGUACUAUAUCUCUUAUCGACUAUUCCCAUGGACGCCGCUCGAGCCCGAACCCUUUGGCGCAUGUUGGAUGGAAGAGACCCUGCCAUUGCUGUCAUGGUGCUAGCAAGCACCAAGGUUUGCGCCCUGGUGACGGAGGUUUUAUGGAAAUGCUCUUUGGCAAACAGACAUGAGCUAUGCGACGCACCUGAAGAAAGCAACGGUAUCGUUGAACGAGCGCUUAUGCUACGAAUGAUGCCGAUUUUCUGGGCUGGAUACCGCACACCAUUGCAAACUGAGCAUCUCUCCAAGCUUGACACCAAAUUGCAAAAUGCCGAGUUGAGGCCGACCGAAAAAGGACCGAAGACAAAGCAGGCACCGAUCAAACUUGCGAAAGAGAUCUUCUACUCUCACAUCACCGAGUUUCUGGCCCCCAUAUUCCCCCGCUUAUGUUACCUCGCCUUGACCUUUGCCCAACCAUUCCUUGUCCGUCGAGCGAUUGACUACAUCUCGAAACCAAAGACCGACAGCUCAAAGGAGAGAGGCGAUGGACUCAUUGCGGCAUAUGCUAUUGUCUACUAUGGUAUUGCAUUCGUUUCUUCGCUGUACGAGCAAAGUGCUGUUCGAGCUACCACUGUCGUCCGUGCCGAUCUAUCUAUGCGGAUCUACCAACAGUCACUGCUUCUAGAUCGAGUCGUGGACACAGGAGACUCGAGUACAACAAUGAUGACUGCCGAUGUCGAGCGGGUACAGCUCGGGGUUCGAAAGAUACACGAUGCUUGGGCGAGCUUUGUAUCUGUUGCGAUUGGACUCUGGUUGAUCGAAGCACAGCUGGGCCUUGCAGCUUUGGUCACUUUGGGUCUCAUCGGAGGGUCCUUGCUGCUUGGCGGGUAUUGGUCUGGACGCGCCAGUAGAUUCCAGAAGAACUGGAUGCAAGCUAUCGAAAAGCGACUUCACAAGACAGUACAGGUCUUGAAGGGUAUUAAGAGCAUCAAGCAGAUGGGCGCCUCGCCAGCGAUAAAGACCAUGCUUGAAGGCGAAAGACAAUCGGAGAUCAGGCUGUCAAAGAGAUUCCGACUUCAGCUCAUUGCACUGGUGACCUUGUCUUUCACCUCUCUUACCAUGCUUCCUGCGCUAGGUCUCAGUGUGCACAACGCCGUGUCGGACAAGUCAUCAGGUCAGAUCCUCAGCGCACAAACAGCCUUCCAAGUCAUGACACUCUUCAACAUCGUCAGCUCAAGUAUCCAAGACUGCACUUCCCAUGUUAUGGCUAUCAUGGUAGGCCUCGGUUCACUCCAACGUAUUGAGAGUUUUCUCAACCAGCAUACUUGGACAGACCCUCGGAAAUCCAUCAGAGAUGCUAGCAUCAGUACAGACGAGAGCUCUGUUCGUAGUACGAGCGAGAAGAAGGUCCUCACCGACGUGGCUGUCAAGUUACAAAAUGUUAGCGCAAAGUGGACCGAAGACGGUGAAGCAGUUAUCAAGGAUGCCACGUUUGAUGUACCAGCUCAUGGAUUGACUGUUAUCGCUGGACCUACAGGUAGUGGAAAGUCAACACUGCUGCGUGUCGUGCUGGGUGACCUUGCACCAUCUUCUGGAACCGUGUCUGUCGACGACUCACAAGUUGCCUUUUGUGAUCAGACACCCUGGAUCGCCAAUAUCAGCAUCAAGGAGAACAUCGUCGGUGCUCUGCCUUUCUAUGAAGAGCGUUAUCGCAUGGCGCUUCAUGCGUGUGCUCUAGAUCAGGACAUUGAGGAUUUGACAGAUGGGGACAAACAUUUGUGUGGUUUGAAUGGACAGUCUGUUAGUGGAGGACAGAAAGUUCGAAUUGCGCUGGCUCGUGCCAUUUACUCCAAGGCUACUCUUGUUCUUCUUGACGAUUGUCUUGUAGGCCUCGACACCAACACCGAGCGUCAUAUCCUUGGUGAGAUAUUCGCACCCCGAGGUCUUCUCAGCAGCGCUCCCACCACGACUAUCCUUGCCACAAGCUCACCAAGAUACCUUCCCUUCGCUAGUUACAUCAUCCUCAUUGAUGCCGACGGCCGUGUUGUUCGACAAGGAACAUAUGCUGAAAUUGCGCCGCACAUUGAACAACUUGAGCAUGAUGUAUUGCAAGUAUCAGAUCGCGCUUCCACGGCACGAGAACCUAGAGCUCAAGAUUCCGACGAACUGCCCAAUACCGCAAUCACCAACGACGUCGCCUUCAAGAAAGGUGCCAACGGCGAUUGGGCUGUGUAUAAGUGGUAUUUUGGAGUCAUUGGCUGGAUGGACUUUGCCGUCUUUCUAUUCCUCUGCAUGCUAUUCGUGAUAGGUGUCACAUUUCCACAAAUCUGGCUCGGACUCUGGACAGAGAAGAGUCUUCAGGAUCAAAUCGAUACACUUCCCUCAUUCUACGGUGUCUUCUUCGGAGUUGGUUCGAUGGCCUGGGUGGCUCUCGCUUCAGCAUGUGUCUGGCUCUUUCUACGCAUUGCAGUUCGGACUGCAGCCUUAUUUCACAAUCUUAUUCUCUCGACCACACUAAAUGCCAGAAUGGAUUUCUUCUCCCAGACAGACAGUGGAGUCACGCUGAACAGGUUCAGCCAGGACCUGCAGAUCACAGAUAUGGAGCUACCACUAGCUUUUGUUGGUGCCACGAUGAACUUGUUGAUGCUUAUCGCGCAGUGCAUUGUUGUCACGAUCCAGUCCCAUUACGCUGGCUUUGCAAUUCUGGCUAUCGCCAUUGUCAUUGGAUUCUUUCAUGAGUUUUAUCUUCGUACAUCUCGAAGACUUCGUGUCAUGGAUAUUGAGGCAAGGUCACCCGUCUUAUCCCUUCUUCUUGAAUCUCUUGAUGGGCUCGCUACUGUUCGUGCAUAUGGCUGGGCAUCAUGGUACUUGCGAAGAGGCAUUGAGGUCCUCGAACGAUCGCAAGUGCCAUUCCACUUCUUACAGUCUGCGCAGGUUACGCUCAACCUUUCAGUAGACUUGUUUGUGGCGACUCUGGCGCUGGUCGUUAUCUGCAUCGCUGUUGUCCUCAGGAACACCAGUGGCGGCAGUCUUGGUCUUGCGCUGUUUAGCAUCGUAGGACUUGGACAAUCAGUCAAGGGUGUUGUAUUCUUCUGGACUUCACUAGAGAUUACCCUAGGUGCAGUUGCUCGUAUCAGGGAUUUCACGCAAGAUACACAGUCGGAACAUGAUUCUGAUACGAAGCCAGCGGCAGAGUGGCCAUCAAGGGGCGAGAUUCGCUUCAACCAAGUCACACUGACUCACUCGACCUCGUUACCUCCGACUAUUUCGAAUCUCACGCUGGACAUCAAGCCAGGUUCGAAAAUGGCCAUUUGCGGCCGCACAGGAAGCGGUAAAAGCACUCUGGUCAACUCACUACUGGGCCUUGUACAGGUCACUUCAGGUCUCAUAUCGGUUGACGACGUUGACAUAUCAGCCCUAGCCAAGGAUGAAGUGCGGUCCCGCUUCGUUGUUCUUCCGCAAGAGUCUCUCAUUCUCUCAGUGAGUGUUCGAGAGUAUGCAAAGCUCUUCAGCAUUUCAGACGAGCAAGAGAUUAUCCAAGGCUUGAAGAAGACUGGCCUCUGGCAGACCAUCGAGCAAGGAGGCGGUCUAGAUAUGAUUGUAUCAAGCGACACUUUCUCCCAUGGAGAACGCCAGCUGUUCGCCAUGACAUUAGCGUGCCUCAAGAAAGGAAAGAUUGUCUUGAUGGAUGAGCCUACAAGCCACGUCGAUAAUGACAUCCAAACACAACUGCGCCAGACGGUAUUUGACACGUUCCCUGAUAGUACUGUCCUUUGUGUCACGCAUCAGGUCGCAACAAUCGUUGAGUUUGAUAUAGUUCUUGUAUUGGAUGAUGGCAAGGUUGUUGAGCAAGGUGAUCCCAAAGAAUUACUACGUCAGCCAGACUCGCGCUUUGCACAGCUGUACUCAGCUGGCGAGCUUUGACCUCGAGGGUAAGAUUAUGCAACGCUGCAGGCGCCUUUGUCAUCAUGAUGCCUGACCUUGGGAGCGUAGAGUAGUCAG
Messenger RNA from Fusarium redolens, 4527 nucleotides. Its product is annotated as P-loop containing nucleoside triphosphate hydrolase protein. Bases 151 to 4449 code for a protein of 1432 amino acids. Gene Ontology annotation, biological process: transmembrane transport. The record is from RefSeq and is a predicted model, not a curated record. The transcript is spliced from 14 exons. Gene Ontology annotation, cellular component: membrane. Gene Ontology annotation, molecular function: ATP binding; ATP hydrolysis activity; ABC-type transporter activity. NCBI's taxonomy places the organism in Eukaryota, Fungi, Ascomycota, Sordariomycetes, Hypocreales, Nectriaceae.